Molecule: messenger RNA, 611 nt
Organism: Copidosoma floridanum
Lineage: Eukaryota; Metazoa; Arthropoda; Insecta; Hymenoptera; Encyrtidae
Gene: alpha-Catr
Product: alpha-catenin related
Biological process (GO): Rho protein signal transduction; cell adhesion
Molecular function (GO): actin filament binding; cadherin binding
Source: RefSeq, a predicted model, not a curated record
GUAAACGACGCCGAGAGAAAGAGAGAGAGAGACAAACUUUGUGUAUUUGGGGGCUCGUAGUGCACGCCGUGUUGGGCUCUGUGUGCCGGGAAUAGGGGUUAGACCUCCCUCUCGUGCGUUGUUUUGCAAUAUAAAACCAAAAAAGAAAUAGAAAACAAUUCACCAACACCAGUUGUCAGCGAUUAUAAUGGCGACAGCGCCUGUCACCACCACCACCACCAAUAACAACAACAACACCACCAACAAUAACAAUAGUAACAACAGUAACAACAACAACAACAACAAUAACCCAACUACUGCAGCAUCAGUGGCUGUAUCUUCGGCUUCCUCCUCGUCCGAAACUCCACCUCUGCUCGACCCGGAGAUCCUCGACUUCAAGAGCCGCAGCAUCGAGCAGGUGGUCCUGCCGCUCGUCUCCAAGAUAUCGAAGUUGGUGUCGCACAGGGACAGGCCGUUCCGAUGCGAGCGAAAUCCAGGAGUACUGGCCCGAGUCGGCCAGGGGGUGAAUCUCGCGGUCGAGAGGUUCGUCACAGUCGCCGAGACGAUAGCUGACGACAACCUCGAGGUCAAGCAGGACAUGUACGAGGCGUGCAAAGAGGCAAGGGUCGCUG